GAGGAAUCUCCAACAAGCAAUUCUCAUCUAUAGAAAAGAAGUCCCUCUUAAUUCCCCUUUCGCUUUCUUUAUCCAAUAGAUGCGACCGCACAGCUCCAUCUCUCACAGUAUUCCUUCUUCAGUUCUUCCCUUCCCUUUCAAUUUCAUUUCAUUGAUUAAUUUCUUGCUCUUGCUCUGUGCUUGCCAAUUGCAAUUGAAGCUUUGCUUUCAUGCGUUCCUUUCUCAAUAUGACUUUAGUCCCACUGCCACAUCCAAAAAAUUAACUAUACAAAUCAACUCUCCAAUUAGUUCUCCCACUCUCCUCAAUGAUUCUCGACUUUUGAUUAGCUGCCUUCAGUAGAAGUCAAGCCCCCUCAUUCCCCCAAUUAGAUUUGGAGCCUCCGAAGAAUGAUGACUGGAAAAUUUAAAAAGUGCAUGAUGCUAUGCUGUGUGAAAAAGCGCUCGGGCGUAGACAUGGCGAAUGAUUCGUACGACGACGCCAUUGCAGGUCUGGCGAAGCUUCUCAGCGAGAAGGCUGGCCUCGAGGCGGUCGCCGCCGCAAAGAUUAAGCAGAUAACGGCGGAGCUGGAGUCAGUAACCGCGAACGGCGACACAUUCGAUCCGGUUCAGAGGAUGCAAACCGGGUUCCUUCGCUUCAAGAAAGAAAACUUCGACAAGAAUCCUGCUUUGUACAGUGAACUUGCCAAAGGCCAGAGCCCCAAGUUUAUGGUAUUUGCUUGCUCAGACUCUCGAGUUUGUCCCUCGCAUGUCCUGAAUUUUCAGCCAGGCGAGGCUUUCAUGGUCCGAAAUAUUGCCAACAUGGUGCCACCCUAUGACAAGACGAAGUACUCUGGAGCAGGGGCAGCCAUCGAAUAUGCAGUGUUGCAUCUAAAGGUGGAGAAUAUAGUGGUCAUUGGGCACAGCUGUUGUGGUGGGAUAAAGGGGCUCAUGUCUAUCCCAGAUGAUGGGACCACGGCUAGUGAUUUCAUAGAACAAUGGGUCAAAAUUUGCAUGCCCGCCAAGACGAAAGUGACAGAAGAAUGCAACAGCUUAACUUUCGCGGAGCAGUGCACGAACUGUGAGAAGGAAGCUGUGAAUAUAUCAUUGGGGAAUCUAUUGACGUACCCAUUUGUGAGGGAUGCUGUGGUGAAGAAGACAUUGUCGUUGAAGGGCGGACACUACAAUUUUAUUAAUGGAUCAUUCGAGCUCUGGAAUCUUGACUUUGGCCUUUCACCCUCUGUUUCAGUGAUCCAGGUAGGCGAGCAGAUCAAGCUCCCAGAUAGAGGGGCUUCAGUAGUGCCCUGUCAGAGAGUGAGUAUAUUUUGGGAAUAAUUUUGUAAACCCUAGCUAGUAGAGGGUAUUUUGGGGAACAAGUAUAUGUACAUAUUUUGGGAAACAUGUAGUACUCUGGUAUUAUGUGGUAUUGUAUAUAUAUGUUCUAAUGAUAAUGUCUAUGUAAUUUAUGC
Messenger RNA from Malania oleifera, 1445 nucleotides. Its product is annotated as carbonic anhydrase 2-like. Gene Ontology annotation, molecular function: zinc ion binding; carbonate dehydratase activity. Lineage: Eukaryota; Viridiplantae; Streptophyta; Magnoliopsida; Santalales; Ximeniaceae. The record is from RefSeq and is a predicted model, not a curated record. Gene Ontology annotation, biological process: carbon utilization. The transcript is spliced from 11 exons. The coding region runs from base 388 to 1311 and encodes 307 amino acids.